Messenger RNA from Hemicordylus capensis (graceful crag lizard), 891 nucleotides. RefSeq names its product polyglutamine binding protein 1 (gene PQBP1). Gene Ontology annotation, molecular function: protein binding; lipid binding. The transcript is spliced from 7 exons. Bases 213 to 833 code for a protein of 206 amino acids. The record is from RefSeq and is a predicted model, not a curated record. Gene Ontology annotation, cellular component: cytosol; plasma membrane. NCBI's taxonomy places the organism in Eukaryota, Metazoa, Chordata, Lepidosauria, Squamata, Cordylidae.
CUUCAGACUCCUUUCCUGAAAUGGGCCUUUUCUAUCGCACCACGUGACAAGAAACCUGUUAGAAUACGCCCGAAAGAUUGGUUGAAAAGUAUCACGUGAAGGGGGGGAAGCUAACCAAUUAGCGGGACGGUGGCUGCCAAGGAGCAAAUCGGGAACAGGGAAGUGGGUGCUGUGGAAAGUCUUGUCCACCUGCCCUAGCUGGAUUGUCCCUGAUGCCUCUGCCGGUGGCACUUCAGUCCCGCCUGGCCAGACGAGGGCUGCUGAAACAUGUAGAGCCUGAGCCAGAGGAGGAAAUCAUUGCAGAAGAUUAUGAUGAUGACCACGUUGAUUAUGAGGCCACUAGGAUUGAGAAUCUGCCACCAAACUGGUACAAAGUAGUCGACCCUAUCUGCGGCCUCCCUUACUACUGGAAUAUAGAGACUGAUCUAGUUGCAUGGCUCUCGCCCAAUGAUCCCAGCUCUGUGGUGACCAAAGCAGCCAAGAAACUGAAGAGCAAUUUAGAUGCUGAAGAAAAAACAGACCGCUCUCAAGAGAAGGUUGUCGAGCGGGAUGAAAUAAAGGAGCGUCGCCACUACCGGCGGGAGGAACUGGCACCCUACCCCAAGAGCAAGAAAUCAAGUCGAAAGGAUGAAGAACUAGACCCUAUGGACCCCAGCGCUUACUCUGAUGCCCCACGGGGGACCUGGUCCACGGGGCUACCUAAACGAAACGAGGCCAAGACAGGUGCAGAUACCACAGCAGCCGGCCCCCUGUUCCAGCAGCGCCCCUAUCCAAGCCCUGGUGCUGUCUUGCGAGCAAAUGCGGAAGCUUCCCGGGCCAAGCAGCAGGACUGAGAUGCCGCCUCCUCCCUUCCCGAAUGCAUUUGAUAAUAAAGCUAGAGAAAACACUUUC